Molecule: messenger RNA, 549 nt
Organism: Oryza sativa Japonica Group (Japanese rice)
Lineage: Eukaryota; Viridiplantae; Streptophyta; Magnoliopsida; Poales; Poaceae
Product: U-box domain-containing protein 20
Molecular function (GO): ubiquitin protein ligase activity
Source: RefSeq, a predicted model, not a curated record
AUGUGCCCGGUUACCAAAGGUGACCUCCGCGUCGACGACCUCAUCCCCAACCACGCCCUCCGCUGCAUCAUCCAGGCGUGGUGCGUCGCCAACCACUGCCGUGGCGUCGAGCGGAUCCCCACGCCGCGGGUGCCUGUCACGCUGGCACAGGCGGGCGAGGUGUUGAGCUUGGGCGAGGUCGAGGCCGCCGCGCGGGCGGGCGACGCGGCGAGGUGCGGCGCGGCGGUGCGCGAGGUCGGCCGCCUCGCGCGGGAGUCCGAUAGGGACCGGUGGUGCCUCGCGUCAUCUGGCGCCGCCAGCGCACUCGCCGCGGCGGUCGCAUCGUUCGCCGCAGUGAGUGACUCGUCAGCGUCGUCGGUCCUGCUCAACGACGUCCAGGCGUCGCUGGUGCUCGUCAUGCCGCUCGACGAGAAGGCCAUCAUGGCCAUCGGCUCAUCGACCGCGUCGGUGGCGCUGCUCGCCAACGUCGCCAAGCACGACGACCUGCAGAGGAGGCUCCAGGCGGUGGUCAUCAUCAGGGAGAUCGUUGUGUUGUCCUCGUGCUGCUAA